This is a messenger RNA of Physcomitrium patens, 1699 nucleotides long. Lineage: Eukaryota; Viridiplantae; Streptophyta; Bryopsida; Funariales; Funariaceae. The record is from RefSeq and is a predicted model, not a curated record.
AGGCAUUCCCAACUUAUUGUCAUAGUAUCUGAAACCCUAUGCUUAGUCUGGAAUACUCAUGAAUUCUGAGCUCUGACUUUUAAGUUUGAUUUGUUGCUUGUUUGGUUUGUCGUGAUUCGUCCCAUGUGCGGCAGGAAAAGAGAGCUGAAUUGAGACCAUUCUGAAUUGAGAAUUGAAGUGAAUUGAAACCAUUCUGUUUCGCAGAGAACAGUGGAGAGUUCGAAAUGCUUAGAGCAUUGGACAGAAAAUGGUGAUUCUCGAAGGAGGUGCUUCUCUUGUGGCUUUCAAUCAACGCCGCCGGGAUGAAGAUUCGACUCUCCGCAACUGCAAUUCGAAGGGUUGAUUAUUAGGGUUGUUGGUUACCUUCCUUACUCACUUAGGGUUGUAGCUCUUCAUCGAAAUCAUGUCGAUUCCGCAAGCAAUCAUGACUCAGGUUUAUGAUUUCGCCUCUAACUCCUCUCCUUUUCUGACGUCUACGAAACUUUCACAAGGCGUUCAUAAAUCAGGGUCGUGCUGCGGAUACUCCCGACCUGGUAGAGCCGUGGCGGCCCACGAGGGAUUCAAUCUUAUGGGAGGUGCAUGGCUCCGGCCCUCCAGAACUAUGAAAGUGAAAUCCGAGGAGAAUGUGCGGCUUGAACCACGGGUGAUCCCCGACCCUCCAUGUAUCGUAUGCAAAGGCUCGGGCAAGGUCAAGUGCAACCGAUGCACUGGACGAGGGCGCCUCAACUUCCAGAAGCUCGCCAUGUUGCCCAAGGGAGAGUGGCCGCAGUGGUGCUGGGACUGCAGAGGGUGUGGAAUGAGCUACUGCCGACGGUGUCUCGGCACCGGAGAGAAACGAGGCGUUAUUGGAUUUCACUUCCCAGAUGACGACGAAUCCUCAAAAGGCAUCUCAGACGGUACCCAAAACUGACGCGCUGAGUAGUCACUUAUCAGUUAUUUGCUCACGAGGAUUUUACCGCAGGAGAAACGACUGGCCUCACCCAAAUCUCGGCCAUGGUGGACUUCCAGGAACUACUGUAUCUCAACGAAUUCAGGUCAUGUAACUUGAGGUCAUGUAACUUGAGGUCAUGUAACUUGAGGUCAUGUUUGUUGCAUUCUCGAAUUCUAUGCUCAUCAGUGUCCCUAGAGUUUCCCUUAGUAUUGCCCAAGCUAGGGUUUCAAGAUCAGCUUGGCUUUCGUAGCAGAUGGCUUCUCACAGACGGAAGCUAUUUCAAGCACGACGUAGCAGCUGUGUGAUAUCAAAGUCUAGCUCUUGUAGCCAUUGUGUAGGACCCAUUUGCCAUCGAUCACGAGGGAUUCAACUCCUGAGCUUGUGUCAUUUCGUUCUGCACUGAUACGCUUUUACAACAGAGAAGACUUGCUUCCUCUUUUGUGAUCUCUCCGGGGUUUUGGUGUGCAGUUUUCUCGUUCCUUGGUGUGGAGAUCUCAUUGCUUCAAUCCCUUCCGUCUUGCAGUCUCGACUCAUAGCAAGCCCCAGUUUUCCGAAGCCUCACCUAAUGUAGGCAUUGUGUUAUAUUUUUGUGUAUUAGCAAUAAGAUUGGAAAUUUAGAAGCUAGAUUUAUAGUUGGUUGGAACAUAAGCUGUAAACAUUGGUCAAAAUUUUGAUAGACUUUGAAGAAGCAAUGAAGACUAUCUUGUGUAAAAGGGUAGGAAAAGCCCUACAUAUUAUAGAUUUAAAUCUACAAUGAUUGAUUAGAUA